AUGCCCGUCAUGAAAAAGAAUUCUGAGCAAAAUCGUUUUGAAGCUGUAUUCAACAAGCUGCUGAGUCAGAUUGGGGAACCUGUUGACUUUGAACUUCCAGAUUGGAUUAAGAUAAGAACAACACAGUACACCCAUAUAAAGCGCAAUAUAUAUGUCACUAAGAAGAACAAGAGAAAGUUUGAUGAUGGCAUAUUCUGCUCCUGCGAAUCUUCACCUGACUCUACUAAUGUAUGCGGUAGAGAUUGUCAAUGUGGGAUGCUUCUGUCAUGCUGUUCUUCAGGCUGCAAAUGUGGGGUCUUGUGUCUCAACAAAGCUUUUCAGCAUCGCCCUGUGAAAAAGCUGAAAUUGGUUAAGACUGAGAAAUGUGGCUCCGGAAUUGUGGCGGAUGAAGAUAUCAAGCUUGGGGAGUUUGUCAUUGAAUAUGUUGGAGAAGUCAUCGAUGAUAAAACAUGCGAACAAAGGCUCUGGAAUAUGAAAGAUCGUGGGGAAACAAACUUUUACUUAUGUGAAAUCAAUCGAGAUAUGGUGAUAGAUGCAACAAAUAAGGGAAACAAAUCAAGAUAUAUCAAUCAUAGUUGCAACCCGAAUACCGAGAUGCAGAAAUGGAUAAUAGAGGGUGAAACAAGAAUUGGUAUAUUUGCAGCUCGUGACAUAGAGAAGGGCGAGCAUCUGACUUAUGACUACCAGUUUGUUCAAUUUGGUGCAGACCAAGAUUGCCACUGUGGAGCUAUUCAGUGUAGGCGUAAACUGGGUGCACGGCCUACCAAGCCUAAAUCAGAUGCUGCAUUAAAAUUAGUUGCAUAUCAGGUUUGUCAAAAUGGAGGCUUGCAAAUUGGUCAAAUUGGAAGUUCCCGGGUGGUUGACCAAACAAAAUGCUUACACAAUUGUGUUGAUGAAGUUAUCAUGAUUAAACAACUUGGAAAUGUCAGAUUUGGGAUUAUUAAAUGGUUUGAUGCAUAUACCCUCAAACAUAAGAUCAUGUUUGAGGAUGGUUGUGUUGAAAUUCAUGACAUGUCAAAAGAAGAUUGGGAACUAGUGAGAUUGUGA
This is a messenger RNA of Vicia faba (fava bean), 1047 nucleotides long. The record is from the annotation of a GenBank genome assembly. Lineage: Eukaryota; Viridiplantae; Streptophyta; Magnoliopsida; Fabales; Fabaceae.